UAAAUCACCUCGUCAGUACUCACCACUAAGUAAUCAAGACCUAAAACACAGUAGACCAAUAACGCAGCGGACAUGGCGCAAAUUGUUACCCGGCGCACAAUAGCAUCGGUCAUUUCUCGAACAAUCUCUUCUCGCUCUGUCUCUCGCUUCUCUUUACCUCUUCUAGACAAGAACCCACUACUACAACCCCAGCUCAUCCCGGACUCGGUUCGCAUCCCGACCCGUUUCAAAACAUCCGGGGUGGGCCACUCGCCCCUCAACGACCCCUCUCCCAACUGGAGCAACCGUCCACCGAAAGAGACAAUCUUGCUCGAUGGUUGCGACUACGAGCACUGGCUCAUUGUUAUGGAGUUCCCCAAUGAUUCCAAGCCCACCGAAGACGAGAUGAUCAACGCUUAUGUCAAAACACUCGCUUCUGUUGUGGGCAGUGAGGAGGAGGCGAAGAAGAAGAUAUAUUCGGUCUGUACUACGACGUAUACAGGGUUUGGGGCUUUGAUCUCUGAAGAGCUCUCUUACAAAGUUAAAGGGCUACCUGGCGUUCUUUGGGUUUUGCCGGAUUCAUACCUUGAUGUCCCCAACAAAGAUUAUGGAGGUGAUUUGUUUAUCGAUGGGAAAGUUAUCCAGAGGCCACAGUAUAGAUUCAAUGAGAGACAGCAAAACACUAGGAACAGGCCUCGCCCCCGGUAUGAUAAGCGCCGAGAAGCAAUGCAGGUUGAGAGAAGAGAACCUAUGCAAAAACAGAACUGGUCUCAGAAUCAGACUGCACCCAUGCAGCAACCAACAUCAAUGAAUAACCAGAAUUCUGCUCAAGGUGGAGGGUCAGAUUUCUUUGUGAACAAAGGAUAGUUUGUCCAGAAACAUGCUUCAAAUUCACAAUAUAGUUAUAGGAUAUCAGAUUAAUGUUUGUUGUUGCAUUUCUUGUUUUGUUAAUAGCGACCGGGUUUUCUUGCUUCCUUUGUUUCAUGGCAAAAUUAUGCAUAUUUUUGGUCAUGAACAUAUGUGAUUAUCUGGUGCGCCUUAAUUGUGGAAUUAUCGAAAAAGGUGGUCAUUGAAGCCUUGAAUCCUUCUAAUAUUUCGUACGUCCAAACUGAAAUGUGCUAUAUUUCUUUAUAUAUUGAUGUUACUUCAUCAACUGCAGCAUUAUGGGCCUGACUCUAAAGAUUUCAUUUA
Pistacia vera is the source of this 1170-nucleotide messenger RNA. Its product is annotated as multiple organellar RNA editing factor 3, mitochondrial. NCBI's taxonomy places the organism in Eukaryota, Viridiplantae, Streptophyta, Magnoliopsida, Sapindales, Anacardiaceae. Gene Ontology annotation, biological process: cytidine to uridine editing; mitochondrial mRNA modification. Bases 73 to 846 code for a protein of 257 amino acids. The transcript is spliced from 4 exons. Gene Ontology annotation, cellular component: mitochondrion. The record is from RefSeq and is a predicted model, not a curated record.